CAUUUAUUCCCUCAGCCACUGCUUCGAAUCGAAUCGUCACACGGCAAGCUUCAAGCGAAAGUACUGCAACAUGGCAAGUUACUUCUCCAGCACCUCUAUGGCCGGUAGAUCCUCCAGGUCGAGCCGAGUCUCAAGUUCUUCUCGUGCCAUCAGCGUUUACGGAGGAGCGGGAAGUUCGGAUGUGCGGAUCUCCGCCGCACCUGUCAGUUUCAUGCAGGUCUCUUACAGCUCCAUGGGCUCAGAUGACUCUGCAGUCAUCGGAAACGAGAAGCUGACGAUGCAGAACCUGAAUGACCGUCUGGCCGCCUACCUGGCAAAGGUACACAUUCUGGAGAAGGCCAACGCUGAACUGGAGCUCAAGAUCCGCCAGUUCCUAGACAGCAAAGCAUCACCCAAGGCCCGAGACUACUCCGCCUACUUCGCCACCAUCAGUGACCUGCAGAACAAGAUCUACGCGGCUAUCCAUCUGAAGGGAGGAGUGCUCCUCAGCAUGGAGAACUCACGCCUGGCCUCAGAGGACUUCAGGAUUAAGUUCGAGCACGAGUUGAUGAUGCGUCACACGGUGGAAGGUGACAUCGCCGGGAUGAAGCGGCUGCUGGACGAUCUCAAAUUGUCCAAGCAGGACCUGGCGCUGCAGCUGGAAGGCCUGAAGGAGGAACUCGCCUUCCUCAAAAAGAACCAUGAGGAGGAGAUGUCGCUGGCGCGUCAGCAUAUGGGUGGGCAGGUGAACGUGGAGGUCGACGCCGUGCCUCAAGCAGACCUCACUAAAGUCCUGGCAGAAAUUCGUGAACAAUACGAAACAGUCACUGAGAAAAACAAGAGAGAGCUGGAAGCCUGGUUCAAAUCCAAGACAGAGACUCUGAAACACGAGGUGGUCACUCAAACUGAGACCCUGCAGACGUCUCAAAGUGAAAUCAAGAGCCUAAAAUCCCGUCUGCAGGCUCUGGAGAUCGAGCUGCAGUCCCAGAUGUCCAUGAAAGCGUCGUUGGAAAGCACGCUGAGUGAAACCAGGUCACGUUACUCCAUGCGUCUGUCUGCAUACCAAACACAGGUGACGAGUCUGGAGGAGCAACUGCAGCAGCUUCGUGCUGAUCUCGCUCGCCAGUCUCAGGAGUAUCAGAUGCUGCUGGACAUCAAGACCAGACUGGAGAUGGAGAUCGCCGAGUACAGGAGACUGCUGGACGGAGAAGCCUCCAGCAGUACGAAGACAACAUCCAGCAGCACUUCGAGGACUAAGGUGAUCACAGUGGUGGAGGAGGUGGUGGACGGGAAGGUGAUCUCCUCUUCACAAUCAACCAUCCUUAAAAAAUGAAGCUGGGAUUCAGACACAGAGCUCCAGAGCGCCCUCGUGUGCCCGCGAGAAACACCACACGAUCUGAGCUGAAUAAACACUGCAACUCACUGCAACUCA
Molecule: messenger RNA, 1411 nt
Organism: Ictalurus punctatus (channel catfish)
Lineage: Eukaryota; Metazoa; Chordata; Actinopteri; Siluriformes; Ictaluridae
Gene: krt1-19d
Product: keratin, type 1, gene 19d
Exons: 8
Coding region: 71-1312 (413 amino acids)
Molecular function (GO): structural molecule activity
Source: RefSeq, a predicted model, not a curated record